CAGCGGGUUCACACCGGGGAGAGGCCAUUCACUUGCUCAGACUGUGGGAAGGGAUUCACUCGGUCAUCUAACCUAAUGGCACACCAGCAAAUUCACACCGGGGAGAGGCCGUUCACCUGUUCAGACUGUGGGAAGGGAUUCACCUGCUCAUCCCAACUGAAGGUGCAUCAGCGAGUUCACACCGGGGAGAGGCCGUUCACCUGCUCAGAAUGUGGGAAGAGAUUCACUUGGUCAGCCCAAAUGAAGGUACAUCAGAGAGUUCACACUGGAGAGAGGCCGUUCAUCUGCUCGGACUGUGGGAAGGGAUUCAUUUGCUCAUCCCAGCUGAAGGUACACCAGUCAGUUCACACUGGGGAGAGGCUGUACACUUGCUCAGUCUGUGGGAAGGGAUUCACCCGGUCAUCUCAGUUACUGAGACACCAGUCAGUUCACACUGGUGAGUGGCUGUUCACCUGCUCAGACUGUGGGAAGGGAUUCACUGAAUCAUCUCAACUGGAGGUACAUCAGAGAGUUCACACUGUAGAGAGGCCAUUCACCUGCUCAGACUGUGGGAAGGGAUUCACUCGUUCAUCCGACCUACUGGCACACCAACGAGUUCACACCGGGGAGCGGCCAUUCACCUGCUCAGACUGUGGGAAGGGAUUCACUCGGUCAUCUGACCUACUGGCACACCAGCGAAUUCACACCGGGGAGCGGCCAUUCACCUGCUCAGACUGUGGGAAGGGAUUCACUCGGUCAUCUAAGCUGAAGGUACAUCAGCGAAUUCACACUGGGUAGAGGCUGAUCACCUGCUCAGACUUCGGGAAAAGAUUUUCUCAGCCAAAUCAACCAAGUGUGCAUCAUUGAGUUCUUACCGGGGAGUGUCUGUUCACCUGCUGUGAAUGUGAGAAGCUGGCCAAACCUGACUGGAAGGGGAAUCUGGUAGGAAUGACGAUGGAGCAGCAAUGGCUGGAGUUUCUGGGAGCAACUCGGGAGCUGAGUGAUCGAUACAUCCCAAAGAAGUGGAAGCAUUGGAAAGGCAGGAGGACACAACUGUGGCUGAAAUGAGAAGCCUAAGCCAACAUAAAAGCCAAAGAGAGGGCAAAUAAUAGAGCAAAAAACAUUGGGAAGCUUUUAGAAACCAACAGAAGGCAACUAAAGCAAGUCAGAUGAGCUCAGGGUGUGGGAGUAUGAUAUUGUAGUCAUUAAUGUGUCUUGAUAGCACCCAACAGCCUGAGGAAUUUAGAGGAACAAAAUAUCCGGGGCCACGAUAUCUCUUGAAAACCAAGGUUCCCUGCACCAGUUACCUUUCAACUUUUAUUUUGGUAGGCACAUACAAACUCUGCACCCUCAAAAUUUCACUUCUGAAGAACCCCCACUUACCAAGUACUCCUUUGCAGAAAACAGCCUGUCCCAGUCCACACUUUUCAAAUCCUUGCAAAUACCAUAAACAUUGAUCUUUCUCCAAUCUAGAAUCUCAAGAGAGGUCCAGACCUCUGUUUUUCCGUACUUACUUGGAAUCUCAUGGCAUUAUGAUCACUAGACACAAAGUGUUCCCAUUCACUAAUUUCUGUCACCAGCCCUGGAGCAGUUCCCAACAGCUUAUUGUACACUUCUACGCCGGAUGUUUUAUGUACUGAUUAAGGAGCAUUUGACAAACUCUACCCCAUCUAGUCCUUUUACAGUAUGGGAGUCCCAGUCAAUAUAUGGAAAGUUAAAAUCACUUACUAUAUCAACUAUUGUUUCUUGGUAUAGUCUGUGAACUCUCUAAAAAUUUGUUCCUCUAGAUCCCUCAGACUGUUGGGUGCAACCAAUUCCCAGUAAUGCCCACGAUAUCACAAUUCCAUGCCCUGGGCUCAUCUGGCUUUCCUGCGAUGCUUCUUGCAUCGUGAUUUCCACAGCUCCACGCAUUCAUCGCACCAGGCUCAAGCAUUUGAUUACUGACUCUAUCUGAGCUCUGAACAACAUCUGUCUGGUGUCAAGAAAGCAACCUGUCCCUCAAUGUCAGGAAAACAUCUGACGCUGAAUUUUGUGGUGAGGAUGCAGGAAAGGUUUUCUUCUGAUGACUCUCCAUGCAGGUCAUAUUUGUGCAGGUGUCACUGCACAGUAGAACAGUGCACCACCACUCCAGAGUCUGCUAAAUCCCCCUGAAUGUUUUUUACAGUCAAACAGGGGUUUUGAUUUGCCUUUCUAGCAAUCCUACGAGUAGUUCUCCCAAAAAGUUUUCUUGGUCUUCCAGACAUCAACUUGACCUCCACCGUUCCUGUUAAAUGCCAGUUCUUACUUACAUUAUGUACUGAGGAAACGGCGACCUGAAAAUGCUUUGCUAUCUUCUUAGAGCCUUCUCCUGCUUUGUGGGCAUCAUUUAUUUUAACUUUCAGAGUGCUCAGCGGCUGCUUAGAGGAGCCCAUGGCUGCUGAUUGUUGGGACAAGGUUGGAGGAGUCAGGGUAUUUAUAAAACUUUGCAAUUUGUACAGCCUGGCCUGUCCUAAUGAUGAUUGCAAACAAGCCAUAGCCCUAACAAGCUAAUUCAGAUCUGAGACCUCGGUAAAAUUUAACUGAGAGCUCAAAUCUCUUGGGGUGCCUGAACUUUUCCAUGGUGCUCCUUUCCCUUUUUUCUCCCACUCUAAAAUUGUACAAAACAGAAAUAAUACACUAAACUCCUGAUGAAGGGUUUUGGCCUGAAACGUUGUCACUACCUCCUCCCAU
Hypanus sabinus (Atlantic stingray) is the source of this 2688-nucleotide messenger RNA. RefSeq names its product zinc finger protein 214-like. The transcript has 2 exons. Bases 76 to 777 code for a protein of 233 amino acids. Gene Ontology annotation, biological process: regulation of cytokine production; regulation of immune system process; negative regulation of transcription by RNA polymerase II. The record is from RefSeq and is a predicted model, not a curated record. NCBI's taxonomy places the organism in Eukaryota, Metazoa, Chordata, Chondrichthyes, Myliobatiformes, Dasyatidae.